This is a messenger RNA of Leguminivora glycinivorella, 596 nucleotides long. RefSeq lists its product as uncharacterized. NCBI's taxonomy places the organism in Eukaryota, Metazoa, Arthropoda, Insecta, Lepidoptera, Tortricidae. The coding region runs from base 1 to 537 and encodes 178 amino acids. The record is from RefSeq and is a predicted model, not a curated record. The transcript is spliced from 3 exons.
AUGGCCUGGCGUACGGCGAUCGAUGGCAGCCAGGACGUGUCGCUGGCUCUGCGGGUGAUGCAGAGGCGCAACCCUAAACUCCGCACCGACGAGUGGAAGGUGGUCGACACCGUGAUGUCGGAGCUGAACACCAGGCGCAUCGUUCUGAUGGACCAGGUGUCAGCUGACGUCAUCAGGGAGGCCGGCUACGUUCUUCACUCGGGGCUCGACACCAGCCACUUCAAGCUCCUGGAGACGGGGAAGGAGCGCUGCGGGCGCCGCGGGGGCGGCGACGGGGAGGCCCCGGAGCGGGACGCGCCGCCUGGCGCUCCUGCGGAGGUGGCUCGGGACCGGUCAGAGGCGGGGGAAGUGGUGCUAGUCGGGGAGAGUUUCGCCGGGCUGCGCUGGACCCGAGAGUCGUCACCGAUCCUAUCGGUGGCGGGCUCGGAGGACCUGCGCGGUCUGGAGGAACUCUACCUGGAGGGCACCACUUCGCCCAUGUCCUGCGACAACACGGUCCAGGAGGCGGCCGCUGAUCUCAGCACCGCCAAACACUAACCGCCGUAAUGGAGGGGCUAAGGGAUCUGACCACGGUCAAGAUCCUGAAUAAAGGGGGG